CUGCGUUGUCUUCUGGCGUAAUUGCUGCAUCUUUUAUUUUGAAGUUUGAGAGCGGAAGUUGUCUGUCGUGUUUAUUCUCCUCUCGCCGGUGCUUCUCCUCCGGUUCAGAAAUGUCCCACACGUGAAGACGCUCUUUGAAGGACGCCACGAUGUCCCGCCUCAGGAGGACGGUGUCUCUUGUCGGUGUGUGUCGGAGCAGCUCCACCUUCAGCGGCGCCGCGGGGCUCGUCCUGCACUCCCAGUCCACCGACGUGCACCAGAACCUGGCUCUGGAGGACUGGAUCGACGCCAACGUGGACCUGCAGCAGCGCGGCGUCCUGCUGCUGUGGAGGAACCGGCCAGCCGUGGUCAUCGGGCGCCACCAGAACCCGUGGGCCGAGUGCAACCUGCCGGCCAUGAGGAGGGCGGGGGUGCCUCUGGCCCGCAGGCGCAGCGGCGGCGGGACCGUCUACCACGACCUUGGGAACCUCAACAUGACCUUCUUCAGCUCUAAGAAGGCGUACGACCGGCAGAAGAACCUGAAGGUCGUCACGGAGGCUCUGAGGCGCCUCCGGCCCGCACUCGACGUCCGCGCCACCGAGAGAUUCGACAUUUUACUCAACGGACACCUGAAGAUCUCAGGCAGUGCGUCCCGGCUCAGCAGGAAGUCGUCGUACCAUCACUGCACGUUGCUGCACUCGGCCGACCACGCCGCCCUCAGCGCCGUGCUCCGCCCCUCCUGCCCCGGGAUCCACAGCAACGCCACGCCCAGCGUCCCCUCGCCCGUCGCCAACCUGCAGGAGCAUGCUCCCACAAUGCACUGGGAGGAGCUGCUGGAGGCGCUGCUGCAGCAGUACAACACCGAAGCUGCUGUAGACGACUGGGAGGCCAUCGCCACCGACGAGGAGAAAGAGUUGAAGAAAGUCCACAUCGAGGUGAAGGAGGACGCCACGGCUCCCCCGCACCCGACGGGCAGCGAGGAAGACGAGGAGGACGAGGACGAGGACGAUGACGAGGAAGACGAUGAGGAGGAAAGCGAGGAAGAGGCGGAGAAGAAGGAGGUGACGGCGCCGCCUGCACCGGUGGUGGUGAGUCAGGGGAAGAGGAGGAAGGAGAGCGAGUACGAGAGCACCGACAGCGACGACGACGACGGGAGGACGAAGGACGAGCGGCUGUACGACCGCGCCAAGAGGAGGAUCGAGAAACGCAGAGCGGAGAGCAUCAGAAACACCGACGUGGACACGCUGAGGUCGCCCGUGGUGUGUGUGCUCGGACACGUCGACACCGGGAAGACAAAGAUCCUCGACAAGGUGACCUGGCGAAACACUAACGUUCAGGACGGCGAGGCCGGAGGGAUCACGCAGCAGAUCGGAGCCACAAACGUCCCCAAAGAGACGAUCGAGGAGCAGACGAAGAUGGUGAAAAACUUUGACAAAGAAAACCUCCGAAUCCCCGGCAUGCUGAUCAUCGACACACCGGGACACGAGUCCUUCAGUAACCUGAGGAACAGAGGCAGCUCGCUGUGCGACAUCGCCAUCCUGGUGGUGGACAUCAUGCACGGCCUGGAGCCUCAAACGCUCGAGUCCAUCAACCUGCUGAAGGAGAAGAAGUGCCCCUUCAUUGUCGCCCUCAACAAGAUCGACCGUCUGUACGACUGGAAGAGGAGUCCGGAGACGGACAUCACGGCUACGCUGAAGAAGCAGAAGAAGAACACGAAGGACGAGUUCGACGAGAGAGCCAAGUCCAUCAUCCUGGAGUUCGCCCAGCAGGGUCUUAACGCCGCCUUGUUCUACGAGAAUAAAGACCCCCGGACGUUCGUGUCGUUGGUUCCUACCUCGGCCCACAGUGGCGACGGGAUGGGAAACCUCAUUGCUCUAUUGGUCGAGCUCACCCAGACCAUGUUAGCCCGCCGGCUAGCGCACUGCGACGAGCUGCGGGCUCAGGUCAUGGAGGUGAAAGCUCUGCCCGGGAUGGGAACCACGAUCGACGUCAUCCUGAUCAACGGCCGCCUGCGGGAGGGACAGACCAUCAUCGUGCCGGGAGUGGAGGGACCAAUCGUAACGCAGAUCAGAGGGCUGCUGCUGCCCCCCCCCCUGAAGGAGCUCAGAGUCAAGAGCACGUACGAGAAGCACAAGGAGGUGUCGACGGCGCAGGGUGUGAAGAUUUUGGGUAAAGACCUGGAGAAGACGCUGGCGGGGCUCCCCCUGCUGGUGGCUCUCAAAGACGACGAGAUCCCCGUCCUGAGGGACGAGCUGGUGCGGGAGCUCAAACGGACGCUGAACUCCAUCAAGAUGGAGGAGAAAGGUGUUUACGUGCAGGCGUCCACGCUCGGCUCUCUGGAGGCUCUGCUGGAGUAUCUGCGCACGUCCAAAGUCCCCUACGCUGGCAUCAACAUCGGCCCGGUGCACAAGAAGGACGUGAUGAGAGCGUCCGCGAUGCUGGAGCACGACAUUCAGUAUGCCGUGAUCCUGGCGUUUGACGUGAAGGUGGAGCGGGAGAGUCAGGAGAUGGCCGACAGUCUGGGCGUCCGGAUCUUCUCUGCAGAGAUCAUCUACCAUCUGUUCGACGCCUUCACCAAAUACAGGGAGGACUACAAGAAGGCCAAGCAGGAGGAGUUCAAACACAUCGCCGUGUUCCCUGCGAAGCUGAAGAUUCUCCCUCAGUUCAUAUUUAACUCCAGAGACCCCAUCGUGAUGGGCGUCACCAUCGAGGCCGGCGUCCUGCGGCAGGGCACGCCGCUUUGCGUGCCCAGUAAAGGGUUCGUGGACAUCGGCGUGGUGACGAGCAUCGAGAUGAACCACAAGUCGGUGGACAGCGCCAAGAAGGGCCAAGAGAUCUGCAUCAAGAUCGAGGCCAUCCCCGGGGAGUCGCCCAAGAUGUUCGGGCGCCACUUUGAAGCCACCGACUUCCUCGUCAGCAAGAUCACGAGGGCGUCCAUCGACGCUCUGAAGAACUGGUUCCGAGACGAGAUGCAGAAAACUGAUUGGCAGCUGAUCAUGGAGUUGAAGAAUACCUUUGAAAUCAUCUAAGGGACCUCACACACACACACACACACACACACACACACACACACACACACACACACACACUCAGUAUUCCAACGUGCCUGUUCUUCAGCAUCAACGUUGUUUCUUCUUCUGCUUCUCUGCUUUGUGGCUGCUCUCUCAAGCCGCCUCCUCCCCAGACUUAAUGAGGAGCCAAUAUUCAGCCAAACCAGGUGCAUUGUGGGAUUUGUAGUGAGCAGCACCAGGGCUGAAAGAGGAGGGGGGAAAAAAACAGCGAAUCAUUGAAGACUUUAAAGACUCGGCCGGAGGAUUUUAAAGUGUUUCUGCUGAUGUAAUAAAUUGUCAUGAUUCCUGCAGAGUUUCAGUUUCCUGUUCACGCCUGCGUCUGCAGAACGACCCGACGCAUCACAACGUACACAAACUCAUCUUCCUGUUUGAGAAGCUUUUUAUCGAAAGCCUCUUUUUGUGUUAUUAAAAAAGACGUUCGAGUGAAACCUUCGAAAUCAAGUAAAGUCGAUCUCCGCUUCUUAAUUUGCAGGAUUAGUUAAAAACAGUUAUUUUAUAUUUAAUCUAAUCUUUAAACUGGAAAACAUAAAACUGGAUUUUAUCUACGGACGCUUCGACUCGUGACACUCGAGUUAAACGUUCUGCGUUUCUUUGCUCCACGUUUAAUCUUUGAACGGCGAACGCUGCAGACUUUAUAUUCACACAGAUUCCAAACAUUUCGUCAAUUUCUCCGUUAGUUUCUAUAAAAGUCUUUAAUCGUGAUGCGUUCGAGAGCAGGGACUGCUUUGAAAACUCCCUCUCGUGGUGCGUUUAAGGACCCUCUGACAUCUGAAGUGCCGAUCUCGUGAAAAAUACAAAUACAAGCUCAUGUGUGAGACGUUUACAGAAAUACGAUUUUUACCCAGAAUCCCUCUGUGGCCACGCCUGGGACGCCAGCCACACGUUCAGACCGGAUGUGGAAUAUUUGCAAUGCAAAUAAAAAAACAAUUAAAGUGUGUUCUGUAAAAAGUGAUGUUUUAAUGUGUUCUUACUGCUUUCAACAGAAAUAUAACGAGAUGCAAGAAUAAAUCAAAACAUGGAAGUAUAAAGAGAAAAGAAAAGAAUAAAAACAUACAAUUUCACUUAUUUCAA
Molecule: messenger RNA, 4121 nt
Organism: Cottoperca gobio
Lineage: Eukaryota; Metazoa; Chordata; Actinopteri; Perciformes; Bovichtidae
Product: eukaryotic translation initiation factor 5B-like
Biological process (GO): protein modification process; translational initiation
Cellular component (GO): mitochondrion; cytoplasm
Molecular function (GO): GTPase activity; translation initiation factor activity; GTP binding
Source: RefSeq, a predicted model, not a curated record